Messenger RNA from Poecilia latipinna (sailfin molly), 3506 nucleotides. It is a transcript of the gene tprn, whose product is annotated as taperin. The record is from RefSeq and is a predicted model, not a curated record. The transcript is spliced from 4 exons. Bases 325 to 2616 code for a protein of 763 amino acids. Gene Ontology annotation, molecular function: phosphatase binding. NCBI's taxonomy places the organism in Eukaryota, Metazoa, Chordata, Actinopteri, Cyprinodontiformes, Poeciliidae.
UGUUUUGAUGGACAGUUCUUCCUUGCGUCGGUACCAAUGGAAAGGGGCGUGGUGAUAGUCAGGAAGUAGGCGUGUCGUUAACUGGAGUCGACCAAUCAGCGUCUGGAGGAGGCGUGGCCUCUUUCAAGGGAUGUGAGGAGAAAGGGAGCUAAACAGUAAGCAGGCAGAGAGCGAGAAAAGCGGCGGAGGAAGGGAUGUUUGUGUGUCCGCUGGUCGGUGCUGCAGGUACGGUCACAGCCGGAUAACAGCCUUCAGAGCGCCGCACCGGACCGCGGCGAGUCCGCCUCGGAGUUCCCCCGUUUUCUUCACCACCAAACGCGCACAAUGUCCGGCGGGGGAGACAUCCACGUCCUCCGCCAAGACUCCGGCCAAGAGAGUCCGAGGAUGCCGGCCUGGAAGCGAGAAAUCCUGGAGAGACGGAAGGCAAAGGGCGGCGUUUCCGCGGGGAACCCGGCCCCGGAGACGAGCCCCGGCGGCGCUGCGGGGUCGCAUCACGUCAACGGGGAUGUAACGGGGAAUGUGAACGGUAACGGCGGUGGUAGUGCGAGGAGAGACGGCGGGGCGAGCGGCGUGUCCGGGCGGAACUACACCAUCACCACGGCCAGCCAACAUUUCGCCAACAACAAAGAGCCCCGAGCGGCGGCAGCGGAGAGGACGGCACCGAGGGAGAGCCUGGUGCUCCAGGAGAGUCUGGGUCCGCUGGAGGAGAACCCGUUCAUCAAGCUGGAGAAGGAGCGCCGGAAGCGGCAGGACCGGGAGAACGCCGCCCGCCCGGUCCAGCACAUCCUGGAGCUGUACGGGAGCGUCCCCGGGAUCCGGACCAUCCGGGCCGAGAACAUCAUCAUCAUAGAGUCGGAUCCGGACUAUUUCCCGGAGGCCGGAGAGAGUAAAAGCUGGCAGCAGAACGGGGUGGACACCUACAGCUCACUGAACGACCUUCUGGACCGGAGAGGCAGCGCCGUGACGGAGAUCAGAGCCAAGGAAGUGGUCAUCUACGACACCACGCUCAGCCGGAGUGAGGAGAACCUCAGCACCCUGGGCCGCCCUGACCCCGAUGGCCCCCGAGACACCGGGGAGGGCCAAGGCAGGGUCAGCCGGAUCCUCCAGAAGUUCGACUGCAACUACGGGAAGCUUCAGAAGAAGUCGCACAGCACGGAGAACCUUCUGGACCUGGAUUGUAGUGCCAGUGCCAGGCCAAGACAUUGGGCCAAGCCACAGCCAGUUCUGGUGCCAAAGCCCAGGCCAAGUCCGAGCGUCAGCAGCCAGCCAACAUCACCCGUCUUCCAGACUCCUUGGACUUCCAAAGCAAAGCCACAGCCGGAGCACCACCCGGGCUCACCCCAGCCUGUGUCGUCCUUCCGGCAGAGGUUUGAAGGGGGCGUCGUCCCCAAAGACGAGCCAGACAGAGGGCAAAGCAAGCCCACCAGGGAGCGCGACUGGGAGGCCUCGGAGGUGCCCCCCAAACCCAAGGUGCCAUGUUCUCCGGAGACCCGCCGUGUCCGUGCCGAGUCCUCCUCACUGCCCGUCUCUUCGAAGGUCUUACGUACGUCGUCUGAGUUUGAGAUCCGUCCCUCCCCGAAGCCGGACAUCGACCAGAUCCCAGACGGGGACAUCCAGGCUCGGGCCCUCGCAAACCUCCGUCUGCAGUCCAAGAACUCCUUCACGGUGGUCCCCAAGCGAAACUUACAAGACUCGACUGCGGCCAUCAGCCCCGGACCACCAAGUCCGACCAAGUCCUCGCCCUUGCCAGGAGUGCCAACACCCCCCCACUCCCCAAUGAAGAAGAAAGAAGAGAAAGUGCAGAAGAAGAAGGAACCGGAAGUACCUCCUUCUCCUUCCUCUCCACCGGUCGUGACCUCACCAGCCUCACCAGUCUCUCCAACUCCGAAGCAACCCCCCGUGGACAAACUGCCGGUCACAAACAUUGACGACAUUGAGGUGGAGCCCCCGCAGCGCGUCCCGGUCCCCAGCCCCAUGGUGCAGAGGAAAAAGGGCAACACCUUCACCGUGGUGCCUAAGCGAUCGGCGGAACCCCAGAAGAGCCCACCGGAGCCCCAGCAGGAGGCUCCGGCUGAGGCCCCGCCGGGGUCCACUCCCCCGCAGCCCCAGUACGCCCAGCUGGGCAGCCUGCUGAAGAAACGCUACCCUGCUGUGGAGGAGAUCCAGGUCAUCGGAGGAUACCUGAGCCUGGCCAAGUCCUGCCUGUCCAAGACCGGCUCGGUGGGCAAGAAGCUGAAGAUCUCGUUCAACGAGUCGAGCCUCCAGAGCACCUACGAGUAUCCGUCAGAGAGCAGCGUGUGGGACAGCGGCGAGGAGGACGAGGACGACAAGCGGGACGGGACGCCAGCGGACGAGCAGCCCAGCAUGGUGGGACGUUUCCACAUCCCUCGACCCGGCCUGGUCGGCUCGCCGGUCCACUCCGAAAACGGAAACGACCUUUCCAGCUACAUUCCCAAGCACUCUGUGGACUUUAACACCUGGCAGGAAAACAAACAAGAAGACAAAGUUUACCAGGAAGAACCCACUUCGCCGCAGGUCACAGAGGAGGUCAUGCUGACUCCGGCAGACAGCUCCUCCCUGUCCGACUACAGCAGCGAACCGGCGCUUUACUUCUGACGGCCGGACGGCAGCAUCUCCGACCGCAGCUCACGGCGGCGCUCCGACCCCGCCGACCUCCUGCCACAGGCCUCCUGCCGCAGAGGUUUCCCAGAGCGACAAAUGGGAAUGAAAAAGGAAAAAACAAAAACAUAGAAGCAGCUGGGCUGUGUUUCCCCCUCCGAUGGAGGACAGUUGAUCUGUCCGACACUUUCGCUCGUUGGUGACGGAGUUCAGUGUUAGGACUUUCUCUGCUUCUGUGCAGAUUAUAAAUAGCAGACAGAAAAACAACAAAACAUGAAGGUAAAAGGGUGCCACAACUAUUUUCUUUUCCAGUUUUUGUACGUGCAUGUUUGAUUUCAGCUUCUGUUUUACUGUAAAGCUUCUCUUGGCCUUUCUUUAGUUUCAGGUUUUCAUGCUGUAUUAAACUUUCUGGAUGUUUUUCUGAGGUGUUUAAAAAAAACUUCCCUCCUUCGUUUGGAAGGAGGUGAAGAAGAACGACGGCGUGUUGGGGCCGUUGCAGACGGAAAGAAAAAAUUACACCAAAAACUCAGAAAUUUUGAGAUUUACCUAAUCUCUGAAAUUUUCUAGAAAAAACCUGGAAAUUUCUGAGCUUGAAAAGUUGAAAAUUGCUAGAAAAAAAUGAGAAAUUUAGAUAUUCAGAAAUCUUUUGGAAGGAAAAUCUUGGAAAUUUUGGACUGUCAAAAAGUAGAAAAAUUGCUGGUGAAAUUUUCAUAAAGUUGAAAAUUUGCUAGACAAAAUUCCUAUAUUUUGAGAUUAAUCUCAGAAACUGUCUAGAAAAAACAUUGCACAUUUCUGAGCUUGAAAAGUCAUAAGUUUGCUAGAAUAAACCUGAUAAAUUUUAGGAUUAAUUAAUUACAUUUUCUAGAAAAAAGAACUUGGAAUUUUCU